Nomascus leucogenys (northern white-cheeked gibbon) is the source of this 4333-nucleotide messenger RNA. It is a transcript of the gene LRRFIP1, whose product is annotated as LRR binding FLII interacting protein 1. Lineage: Eukaryota; Metazoa; Chordata; Mammalia; Primates; Hylobatidae. Gene Ontology annotation, biological process: regulation of transcription by RNA polymerase II. Gene Ontology annotation, molecular function: RNA polymerase II cis-regulatory region sequence-specific DNA binding; DNA-binding transcription factor activity, RNA polymerase II-specific. The record is from RefSeq and is a predicted model, not a curated record.
GGGGCGGGGCGGGCCAUGGGGCGGGCGGAGGCGCCCGAGUCCCGCUUCCCCGGCGCCCUUCCACCCCGAGCCCGACUCAGCCCGCGGCCACCUGCGCCCCGCCCCUGUCGGCCGCGCCCGAGCCCAGCGCUGCGAGCCGCUCCGCGGCGGGCUGGCUCCUGGCCCCGGAAGCGCGAGCGUUCACUUCGCAGCGAGUGGCUCCGUCUCCGCGGACUGAGCGCGCGCCCCCUGGCCCGGCCCGCGAGGGGCUCCCGGCGCGGUCCCCGAGCAUUUCCCGCCGGGUGGAGCGGGCCAAGCCCGGCAGGAUGACCAGCCCCGCGGCCGCUCAGAGCCGGGAGAUCGACUGUUUGAGCCCGGAAGCGCAGAAGCUGGCGGAGGCCCGGCUCGCUGCAAAACGGGCGGCCCGCGCGGAGGCUCGCGAGAUCCGCAUGAAGGAGCUGGAGCGGCAGCAGAAGGAGGUAGAAGAAAGACCAGAAAAAGAUUUUAGUGAGAAGGGUUCUCGUAACAUGCCGGGCCUGUCUGCAGCCACGCUGGCCUCUCUGGGUGGGACUUCCUCUCGGAGAGGCAGCGGAGACACCUCCAUCUCCAUCGACACCGAGGCGUCCAUCAGGGAAAUCAAGGACUCUCUAGCAGAAGUGGAAGAGAAAUACAAGAAGGCUAUGGUUUCCAAUGCUCAGCUAGACAAUGAAAAGACAAACUUCAUGUACCAGGUUGAUACCCUAAAAGAUAUGUUGCUGGAGCUUGAAGAACAGCUGGCUGAAUCUAGGCGGCAGUACGAAGAGAAAAACAAAGAAUUUGAAAGGGAAAAACACGCCCACAGUGUACUGCAAUUUCAGUUUGCUGAAGUCAAGGAGGCCCUGAAGCAAAGAGAGGAAAUGCUCGAGAAACAUGGAAUAAUCCUAAAUUCAGAAAUAGCUACCAAUGGAGAGACUUCUGACACUCUCAAUAAUGUUGGAUACCAAGGUCCUACCAAGAUGACGAAAGAAGAGUUAAGUGCCCUCAAGUCGACAGGGGAUGGGACCCUAGGAAGAGCCAGUGAAGUGGAGGUGAAAAAUGAAAUCGUGGCGCAUGUGGGGAAAAGAGAAAUCUUGCACAAUACUGAGAAAGAACAACACACAGAGGACACAGUGAAGGACUGUGUGGACAUAGAGGUAUUCCCUGCUGGUGAGAAUACCGAGGACCAGAAAUCCUCUGAAGACACUGCCCCAUUCCUAGGAACCUUAGCAGGUGCUACCUGUGAGGAACAGGUUCAAAGCCAAAUUCUUGAGAGCACUUCUCUCCCUGAAAACACAGUACAGGUUGAGUCAAAUGAGGUCAAGGGUGCACCAGAUGACAGGACCAGAACUUCCCUUGAGCCGUCCAACUGUUGGAGUGACUUAGAUGGUGGGAGCCACACAGAGAAUGUGGGAGAGGCAGCAGUGACUCAGGUCGGAGAGCAGGCAGGCACAGUGGUCUCGUGUUCUUUAGGGCAUAGUGAUGACACAGUUUAUCAUGAUGACAAAUGUAUGGUAGAGGUCCCCCAAGAGUUAGAGACAAGCACAGGGCAUAGUUUAGAGAAAGAAUUCACCAACCAGGAAGGAGCUGAGCCCAAGGAGGUUCCAGCGCAGAGUACAGAAGCAGGUAGGGAUCACAACGAGGAAGAGGGUGAAGAAACAGGAUUAAGGGAUGAGAAACCAAUCAAGACAGAAGUUCCUGGUUCUCCAGCAGGAACUGAGGGCAGUGGUCAGGAAGCGACAGGUCCGAGUACAGUAGACACUCAAAAUGAACCUUUAGAUAUGAAAGAGCCCGAUGAAGAAAAGAAUGACCAACAGGGAGAGGCAUUGGACUCAUCGCAGAAGAAGACAAAGAACAAGAAAAAGAAAAACAAGAAGAAAAAAUCCCCAGUACCCGUAGAAACCCUUAAAGAUGUUAAAAAAGAGUUAACCUAUCAGAACACAGAUUUAAGUGAAAUUAAGGAAGAAGAGCAGGUAAAGUCUACUGACAGAAAGUCAGCAGUGGAAGCCCAAAACGAGGUGACUGAAAAUCCAAAACAGAAAAUUGCAGCAGAAAGCAGUGAAAAUGCUGAUUGUCCGGAGAACCCUAAAAUUAAGUUGGAUGGAAAACUUGACCAAGAAGGCGAUGAGGUACAAACAGCAGCUGAGGAGGUACUAGCCGAUGGAGACACAUUAGAUUUUGAGGAUGACACAGUUCAAUCAUCAGGCCCGAGGGCUGGUGGUGAAGAAUUAGAUGAAGGUGUUGCAAAAGAUAAUGCUAAAAUACAUGGUGCCACUCAAAGCAGUCCUGCAGAACCAGAGAGCGAAGACGCAGAUCGCUGCACCCUGCCCGAACAUGAAAGUCCCUCACAGGACAUUAGUGAUGCCUGUGAAGCAGAAAGUACAGAGAGGUGUGGGAUGUCAGAACAUCCAAGUCAGACCGUCAGGAAAGCUUUAGACAGCAGUAGCCUAGAAAACGAUGACUUGUCGGCACCAGGAGGAGAGCCAGGGGACUUCAAUCCAGAAAGCAGAGAAGACCCCAGAGGAGGGAAUGAGAAGGGCAAAAGCAAAGAAGACUGUACCAUGUCCUAAGCUGAGGCAGGCGGCAGGCGUGGUGCACAGGAAGUCUGAGUGUGAGGGGCUCUUUUCUCUCCACUGCCAAUGUAAGUAGAAUGUUCUAAAUUCAUAGAGAGGCACUGUAUGACAAUCACCAGGUGACCUACUGCUUUAAGUUAUAGACUGUUACUUGUAGAUUUCCAUGUAAUCAUUGAGGUUAUCACCCAGAUUAGAAAGACAUAUUUGUUAUCAGUGUACGUUCUAAUUGAGAGCAUUCCAGUAGUAUCAAACAAUAAUGUCUACUGUUUAUAGUCCACUUAAUAAAAAUAGAAGCAUUUACUAUUUGCCUUAGGCUGAUAGGAAUGUGGGUUUUCUUGACCAAAUAUAUCAGCAUCUAAUUGAAAUGACCAAAUAGCAUUCUUAAACUUCUGUAUUAUGAAUAUAAUUGAAAUUUAAAUUAAUGUCUUGUUCACAUGUGUACUUUCAUAUUUGAUUUUAAAAUGUACAUUAGAACCUGUAUGGUAUUUUAUUUAAAGGAGAUAAACAGCCAAAUAGCAAAUAGGUCACUAAAUGAUUUGCACCGUAGAACAAUAAUCAUUUUAAGGAUAACAAAUAAAUGUCUGAAAGCACGAGGGGCUUUAUUUGCCUUCACCUCAUAUAAGUCUUUGAUCUUGAACCGAUGCUUUUGGAUCUCAUUGUUGACAUACCUGAAUUUACUUUGUAAGAGAUUUUAACUUCACUUCGUGCUGAUGAUGUAUCAAAUUCAUUUUACAGAAAGAUUUAAAGUUUUUUUCUGGAAGUGAUAUAUGUCAAAUUACAUUUCCUACUACAGUAUUUGAGCAGGGACAGUCAUUUUUUAAAUGUUUUUGGCCGGGCGUGGUGGCUCAUGCCUGUAAUCUCAGCACAUUGGGAGGCCAAGGCAGGUGGAUCACCUGAGGUCAGGAGUUCAAGGCCAGCCUGGCCAACAUGGUGAAACCCUGUCUCUAUUAAAAAUACAAAAAAUUGGCUGGGCAUGGUGGUGGGCGCCUGUAAUCCCAGCCACUCCAGAGGCUGAGGCAGGAGAAUCGCUUGAACCUGCGAGGCGGAGAUUGCAGUGAGCCAAGAUCAAGCCAUUGUACUCCAGCCUGGACAACAAGAGCGAAACUCUGUCUUAAAAAAAAAAAAAAAAAAAAAAAAAACCCCACACAAAACAGUUUUCACGCCUGUAAACCUAGCACAUUGGGAAGCCAAGGUGGGAGGAUUGCUUGAGGCCAGGAGUUCAAGGCUGCAGUGAGCUAUGAUUGCACCAUUGUACUCUAGCCUGGGAGACAGAGUGAGACCCUGUCUCUAAAAAAAAAAAAAAAAAAAAAGUUUUUGAACCUUAAAAUACUUUGUUUGAAUUUCUAAUCAUCAUUCAAAAGAGCAGUAAAAAAAAGGUUACUUGUUCUUGUACAAACUACUAAUUAGACAAUAGCAGGAUAUUUUAAAGAGCUGAAUCACUUUUGGUAUUUUGGUAUAAAUAUUUUCAUUUGUUAUGUCCCAGUAUAUUCUUAUUAGAAGAUUCUUGUUUUGAUCUGCCUGAAGAAAAUAUCUGUUUUCUAUAUAAAGAAACAUUUAAAAAUAAUUGUAAAGUUAGAUUUAAUAUUGUAAAAUAUAAAAUCACAAAGCAAUGUACCUUAUGAGUGUUAUUGACAUUUUAUGAAAUUUUGUGGAUUCAUAUUACUGUUACAAGACGGAAUUGAAUGCAAAAAGACCAAAACCUCAAUAAAAUUUGAGGAAAACGUAAGUGUUAUUAUGUAAUUGAAAUAAAAACAUUUUAUAAUUGU